Messenger RNA from Sodiomyces alkalinus F11, 1292 nucleotides. RefSeq lists its product as hypothetical. The coding region runs from base 90 to 1259 and encodes 389 amino acids. The transcript is spliced from 2 exons. The record is from RefSeq and is a predicted model, not a curated record. NCBI's taxonomy places the organism in Eukaryota, Fungi, Ascomycota, Sordariomycetes, Glomerellales, Plectosphaerellaceae.
GAGAAAAUUAUGUAUUUCGACUUUGAUUAAUUAUUAAUUUCCUGUUAGACUCCCGAGGCCGGUUCCCUUUUUCUUCUUGUUCUAUUCCCAUGUCUCACGAAACACAUAAAAGGGCGAAAUUCGUCCAUUGCGUCGGCAACCCAGCUUUCACCCCCGAUAAAUACCUCGAAGACGCCUCUCGCCAGCAGAAAGUUGGUGAACAUCUCAACAAGAACGACCUAUACCAUGCCAUUGUCACGUCUUUCGGUCUCCCGGAGCGGGAUACCUACACCUACCAUGCCACGACGAGCGUUACGCUAGCUCAGGUCCAACACGUCGUGAGCCUGGGUGGCGUCAACAACCUACACGCCUGGUACAGGGCAAAAGAUGGCAUCCCGCUGGACCCUCCACCGCCAGGCGACAUAGAAGCCUACAUCUCCAUCUUCGAGCCAGCCACGCAGACGACCUCCGCUCUAAAAGGCAUGCAAAGCAACGCCAAGAAAGGCUCCCUUCGCGCGCAAUCCGCCGCCCACCUAACCGCCCGACGUUUCCUCCACCCCUCCCGCGCCGCCCAACUCUCCAUCCCGCGCUGCAAGACGCCUCCCGCCGCGAACCCAUACUUCGACUUCUGGGCCUGGUCCUGCCGCAACCUCGAAUGGUGCGGCCCCUGCGCGGGGCCCGGGCCCUCGGAACGCGUCGUCGCGACGAGCCACCACGUGCUCCCCGUCCUAAUGCACCACUUCGGCUGCGCCGUCCCGUCCCACGAAAGCCUCGAGCUCCUCCGCCUCGUCGCCGCCGGCCGUCCCCUCGCCGACAUGGGCUCCGGGAACGGGUACUGGUCCCACAUGCUCCGCGCCUACGGCCUGGGCCCCGUGUUUCCCGUCGAUAACAUGCAGAGCGUCUGGCGGGUGACCUGGGUCCCCGACACCAUCGUCGCCGACGGGCUGCGCUGGCUCGCGGCCCGCGACGGCGCGAGGGAUGUGGUCUUGCUGCUCGUGUACCCGGUCGUCGGGGCCGAUGGGCGGGGCGCCUUCACCCGGGACUUGGUCGCCGCUUACCGCGGGGACACCAUCGCCGUUGUCGGCACGCAGAACCGGAAUGGCUAUACUGGGUUCAGGGACGUGACUAUGGACGAGUACAUGGAGACGCAGCAGAAGGAGUGGGUCAAGGUCGUGCAGGUGGCCCUCCCCAGCUUUCCCGGCAAAGAUGAGGCUCUGUAUAUCUUCCAGAGGGGGGAUAGGGCGCCGGUGUCAGAUGCCACCAAGAUAGAAUCAAGUUAACACACAAGUUCAAUGCGGUGCCUGCUUGUGUGU